GUAGUGACAUCUUGUGGCAGUUUUUAUAACUUGCAAACUAUGAAGUCAUGUAAAGUGAAGUAACUAAAAUGGUUACACUUUUUGAUAAUUAUGAACAGCAAUAUUCAGUUUUAACAGCCGAUAUCACGGCACAAAUCGGUUCUUUGGCAGCUUCAAAUACUAAAGAUCGUAGGCAGCUAAUAAGUAACAUAGAAAAACAUGUUGAAGAAGCACAAGAAUUGCUGGAACAAAUGGAUUUGGAGGUUAGGGAAAUUGAGGCGCCAAAGAGAACUAGAUGCAGAACGAAACUAGAUUGCUAUCGAGCCGAACUCAAGCGGCUGACAUUGGAAUAUAUAAAGGCAAGGUCGAUCAAACAGGGAUCUUUGGGUUAUGACAGUACAGAUCCCGACGAUAUCUAUGAUGCGCGAAUUUCAAACAAUCAGAAGCAGAGGCUUCUCGAUAAUACGGAAAGAUUAGAGAGAAGCGGAAAAAAAUUGGAGGAAGGUUAUAAGAUAUUGGUUGAGACUGAACAAACUGGUAGCCAGAUCUUACAGAAUCUUGGUGAACAAAGAGAAACUAUUCAAAAGUCAAGAAAUAGGUUAAGAGAAACAGAUGAAGAAUUGAGCAGAGCUUCAAGAAUAUUGAAUGCUAUGGUCAUGAGAUCGCUGCAGCAAAAGUUUAUCUUGUUUAUUGUUGGUGCCUGUAUGUUUAUCGCUCUGUGUAUAGGGAUAUAUCUGGGAUUCAAAAAUUGAUCCUAAAAGUAGUAUUUAUUGAACAAAUUAAAUGGUAUUAUAUUGUUAUUUUAUGCACUGCCUGUUGAUUUUAUAUUUGUACAUUCCUGAAUUGUUAAUUUGAAGUGCAAGUCAUUUAUCAUUAGUAUUAGGAACCAUAGUACAAAAAUGCCUUUAAAUCUUUCAGCUCAUUGUUUUUUUUUAUGGUAAAAUAUAUGAAUUUAUAUUUCCAAA
Messenger RNA from Coccinella septempunctata (seven-spotted ladybird), 944 nucleotides. It is a transcript of the gene Vti1a, whose product is annotated as vesicle transport through interaction with t-SNAREs homolog 1A. Gene Ontology annotation, molecular function: SNARE binding; SNAP receptor activity. The transcript is spliced from 4 exons. NCBI's taxonomy places the organism in Eukaryota, Metazoa, Arthropoda, Insecta, Coleoptera, Coccinellidae. Gene Ontology annotation, biological process: vesicle fusion with Golgi apparatus; intra-Golgi vesicle-mediated transport; Golgi to vacuole transport. The record is from RefSeq and is a predicted model, not a curated record. Gene Ontology annotation, cellular component: late endosome membrane; ER to Golgi transport vesicle membrane; SNARE complex. The coding region runs from base 69 to 731 and encodes 220 amino acids.